Messenger RNA from Nymphaea colorata (pocket water lily), 2743 nucleotides. Its product is annotated as scarecrow-like protein 21. Gene Ontology annotation, biological process: regulation of DNA-templated transcription. The transcript has 2 exons. Gene Ontology annotation, molecular function: sequence-specific DNA binding; DNA-binding transcription factor activity. Gene Ontology annotation, cellular component: nucleus. Lineage: Eukaryota; Viridiplantae; Streptophyta; Magnoliopsida; Nymphaeales; Nymphaeaceae. The coding region runs from base 437 to 2137 and encodes 566 amino acids. The record is from RefSeq and is a predicted model, not a curated record.
GCGAGUUGGUGAAGCCUCUAAUUUAUCCACUGUUUCUCUCUCUCCCUUCCCGCAUCUUUUGGAUGAAGAACAGAGGGAAUUCAAGUGGGCAACGAAUUUGAGCGCUCUCUGAACGUCCUUUACUGGUUAAUCCUGUGGCUCGUUGAGAACAUCGCCUGACCUUCUUUGCAAAGGACUUCCCACCUCCCAAUUCAAUCUUUCCGUGUCUUGAAGAUAAUGAGGAAGAUGCCAAUAAGAAUUUCACGAUGAAUGGAAGCAACUUCCAGUUGAAGUCCAUGAGCUCAGCGUCUCUACUUAAAUUUAGACAGGAGUAAUUUUGGUGACUACACUUUCAAACACACGUAUCCCACUUUGCUCCCCUGCCAACGUCAUGUACUGCAUUUAUUGAAGAAAUAGUGAGACUAUUAACUUUUUUGGAAAGGAUUUCAGUCUGAGCAUGAAUAUUCAGUGGACAUCAGAUGACAGUGUAACCAAAAUGAAGAGUCAGUAUCUCCUGGUCUCUGAUGAGAACUAUUUGACUAGUUAUUCAUCCGUUCAGCCUUCUCUGGUUCAUGGAAAUUCACAGGGCCAUUAUGAUGUUUCAUCUCAUGAAGAUGCCAUCUCAUACUGCAUGCCUAAUGGUUCUCCUGGUCCAAACUGCUCUGAUGAGAUUCAAGGAGCGAACUGUACUGCUUGUACAUCUCAAUUGAAUUAUUGCACUCUUGACUCAUCAUUGUCUGCUCGGGGGGUGCAAUCUUUUUACAGUUCUCCUUCAACACACAGUUAUUCAAGUGGGAGCCCUGUUUCACAGCAGGAUUCUGGCCAGCAUUUACAUCAUUCCCCUGAUAACACCUAUGGCUCUACUAUGGGCUAUUCUUGCUUAACCAAUGAGGAAACCAACUUGAGACAUAAAUUACAAGAAUUGGAAAGAAUGAUGCUUGGCCCUGAUUUAGAAUACAGAGAUAAUUCUGGUACUAUGCAUGACCAUGGAAUGUUUGGACCGGAUACAUGGAGACAGAUGUUGGAGAUUCAGAAAGGUGGUAUGAUGCAGGUCCUGAUUGCAUGUGCCAAUGCUGUUGCUGAUGACAAUCUCAUGUUAGCCGAGUGGUUAAUCAAUGAAUUGAAGCAGAUGGUAUCAGUUUCAGGCGAACCAAUGCAGAGAGUAGCUGCUUACAUGUUAGAAGGCUUAAUUGCAAGGCUUGCAUCAUCAGGUAGUACUAUCUAUAAAUCUCUCAGAUGCAAGGAGCCAACAAGUUCUGACCUUCUCUCUUACAUGCAUACCCUAUAUGAAGUAUGUCCCUACUUCAAAUUUGCUUACAUGUCCGCAAAUGGUGCAAUAGCUGAAGCAUUAAAGGGUGAAGUAAAGGUCCACAUCAUUGAUUUCCAGAUUGCACAGGGCAGCCAGUGGAUCACCCUUAUUCAGGCUCUUGCUGCUAGGCCAGGUGGGCCACCACAUGUUCGCAUAACAGGUAUUGAUGAUGCGCAGUCAGCACAUGCCCGGGGUGGAGGAUUGCAAUUAGUGGGGAAGAGGCUGUUGGCGGUUGCUAAGUCAUGCAAUGUGCCAUUUGAGUUCAAUCCUGCUGCAAUAUCUGGAUGUGAUGUCGAAUUGGAAAUGCUUGAGGUUCGUCCAGACGAAGCAUUAGCUGUGAACUUCCCAUACCAACUUCAUCACAUGCCGGAUGAGAGUGUCAGCACAUGCAAUCACAGAGACAGGCUUCUGCGCUUGGUUAAAAGUUUAUCACCAAAGGUGGUUACUCUGGUGGAACAAGAAUGUAACACCAAUACUGCACCUUUCUUCCCCAGAUUCAUGGAGACCCUAAAUUAUUACACUGCCAUGUUUGAGUCGAUUGAUGUGACUCUACCAAGGACUGACAAGAAGCGCAUUAGUACUGAGCAGCAUUGUGUGGCACGUGACAUAGUGAACAUAAUUGCUUGCGAGGGUGCAGAGAGAGUAGAAAGGCAUGAGCUCCUUGAUAAGUGGCGGGCACGCUUAUCAAUGGCUGGGUUUAGGCCCUAUCCACUAAGUUCGUUGGUUAAUUCCACCAUCAAAACAUUACUGCAGAGUUACUGCGAGCACUAUACACUAGAAGAAAGAGAUGGUGCAUUGUACCUUGGCUGGAAGAAUAGAAACUUGGUGACCUCUUCUGCCUGGUGGUAGAAGUUCACGCAAUUCAUACCCUUAGUGUGUACUUAGGGUCAAGUAACCAUUCUCUUUCUGCUGGUCAGCAAAUCCAUUCUUUAGUUUUCUCUAGGUGACUUUGCUCUUCUUUCACAUAACGCGUCUGUUGAACUGGUCUUUGAGCUGGAAUUACCUUUGGAUUAGAUUGCAGAGUGACUGGAGUUGGUACUCUGGUACACGCAGCACGCUCGUGUCUAAGUUCAGAACGUUAAUAUCACAGAGUCAUCUUUGCAUGAUUGCCUGAUUUUCCACACUAUGCCUCUGUAGUUGGUCCAGGACAUACAGUAAUUUCAAGCUCCUUUUCCAUUGCAUGAAUAGGUAAGUUUGCAAACAAAUGUACGGGCACUUGUGGAGAUAUGCUUCAUACGCUUGCAUGCUUCUCCAGAUUCUGCUGUUACUAUAUUAUGGAUUAUAGAAUAUGCACACAAGUAGAAACAGCCGGUCUUCUUAACUGUAGGCUUUCUCUGUUGUAUGGGCUUAUUGAAGAGCUGAAUGUACUUGUAAAUAUAGCUGAUGAACAAGCCUCUAAUUUAAGGAUAUUAUUGAUAAUGCUUAAGAAAUAGGUGGAAGAUCUGGGAAGGUAAA